Klebsormidium nitens is the source of this 1344-nucleotide messenger RNA. The record is from the annotation of a GenBank genome assembly. Lineage: Eukaryota; Viridiplantae; Streptophyta; Klebsormidiophyceae; Klebsormidiales; Klebsormidiaceae.
AUGGUGGCUUUCAACAACAACGUGGUCUUUGUGCUGCUGGCAUUUAUGCUCGUAUUGCAUGGGGCUCAGCUGGCGCAGGGGCAGGCUGCUGAGGUGUCACUGUCAUGCCCCGUCGGAUAUCUGGUGCAAGCUGCCCGUAACCCCUGCGACAACUUUCGAUACAGUUUUGGAGUGACUUCCAACUGUACGGCGUGUAAUCCUCCCUACAAGAGGGGCACCUAUAUCAUCGGUUUCCCGGACAUAGUGCCCCUUGGGGUCUGCUACUUGCCCGGCCAAGACGCAUGCAACCCCAACCCUUGCCAGAAUGGUGGCGUUUGCUCCUACAGAACGGACGGUUCAGGGCAGCCCGUGACUGACGAGCAAGGGACCAGGUUUCUUCUAGGGUUUUGCAACUGUAGCAGCACUGGCAAGACAGGGCGGUUCUGCGCCGACGAGAAUGUGGAGGCUCCCAUACCGACUGCCACCGUCAACGGCGUUUCCGGACCACUUGCGGUGGCAGCAACCGGAGCCAUGCUCUGCGGCCAAGCUUUUGCGAUCGGCUGCCUUUACCCUGACGGGAAGCACUACACUUGCUGCACCGGUGCCGUGAAGGGUUUCGGGCUCUCCGAGUGCGGUCCUGUUGGUCCGGACGGAGUACCCAUCUGCCCUAGGGAGGGUUUCACGCCGACCCCCAAUGAUUUUCCCCCGCAGACUCCGCCGCCGACUCCGCAGCCCGAGGUUCCACUGCCAACCGGCGAUCAAGGGGUUUGCGGCAGCGGACCCGCGUCUGACUUUCCCUUCCGCUGCUGGUUCAACAACGACCCCCAGGGCCGAUACGUUUGCUGCGAUCGGGAGGGCUGCAACGGCUUCAAUCCUGGCCUCGGGACGCCGCGCUGCAGAAACAACGGCUACGUGCCGCCCAACAACGGAGUGAGCGGGCCAACCCCCCCAAGCACUCCCCCGAGCAGUCCCCCCAGCGGAGAUCAGGGCGUUUGCGGCGGCGGGGCCGCGUCUGACUUCCCGACGCGCUGUUAUUUCAACAACGACCCGCUUGGGCGUUACGUGUGCUGCGACGGGCAGGGUUGCGACGGCUUCAACGCCGACAAUCUCACUCCGCACUGCAGAAACAACGGCUAUGUGCCGCCCAACAACGGGCUGAGCGGGCCAACUCCCCCGAGCGGCUCUCAGGGCGUAUGUGGAACGGGUAGUGCCACAGAUUUUCCGGUGCGCUGCUGGUUCAACAGCGACCCCCAGGGCCGCUACGUGUGCUGCGACAACGACAGGUGCAACGGGUUCAAUCCGCCUGAUUUCUCGUUCCCCCGCUGCAAGACCAACGGCUAUGUGCCUCCUGGCUUCGGGAUCUAG